This is a messenger RNA of Paramecium tetraurelia, 441 nucleotides long. RefSeq lists its product as uncharacterized. The transcript has a single exon. Lineage: Eukaryota; Ciliophora; Oligohymenophorea; Peniculida; Parameciidae. The record is from RefSeq and is a predicted model, not a curated record.
AUGCUUUUUUAGUAUUUUAUUUCAUAAGUGAUAUAGUUUUGUACAAUAUUAUUAAGAAUCAUUUGUAGAUAAACAUGGAGCCCACUCUUUAUUAUAUUAAGAAUAGCUGCCACCUCAAUAAAGAUCCAAUAUUUAACUUAGGAAGCGCUAAUACAAGAUCUGUUUCAGCACUGCCUGACUUUAUUGGUAAAAGAAGAGCAGAGCUGUUGUUCAGGUUAAGGAUAUGAUCAUUAGAACGAUAACUUAAUUAAUUGCAAUUAUCAAUCCCAAAAGAAAAAUGCUGCAUUUUAAUUGGCCUGUUCCAAAUAUAAAAUGUUUAAUGAGGAAUAAAGUUGGAGAUUCAGUACACUAAAUUCAUUUCCAUAUAACAACUCACGUACAUAAAAUGACACCAUUUUGAAUUCUAAAACAAUUAAUGCCUUGAAAAAUUUUUCAUAAUGA